This is a messenger RNA of Daldinia childiae, 1191 nucleotides long. RefSeq lists its product as uncharacterized. The coding region runs from base 1 to 1191 and encodes 396 amino acids. Gene Ontology annotation, molecular function: metal ion binding; agmatinase activity. Lineage: Eukaryota; Fungi; Ascomycota; Sordariomycetes; Xylariales; Hypoxylaceae. The record is from RefSeq and is a predicted model, not a curated record. The transcript is spliced from 3 exons.
AUGAGAUCGAAAAAGUUUAUCUGUCUUGCUCUAAGUUGCUUCUCAACACUUGUCCAAGCUUGCGGUGGACAUGAUCAUCAGGUUAGAGAAUGGUCCCAAGAGGAACUUGACGAAUUAGAAAAGAAAUGGGGGGCGGAGUGGGGGUUCUCGGGCAUUUCCACAUUCGCUCACCUAGAAUAUCACAAGUGCCUAACGACGCCGAGUGAGCUCUUUGAUAUCGCCAUCAUCGGUGCUCCUUUUGAUACUGCCGUGAGCUACCGGCCUGGAGCGCGCUUUGGCCCCCGUGCCAUCCGCGCCGCCUCGGCACGACAGACGUCCUUCCGGGGCUUUAACCCCCGCGCCGGAAUUAACCCCUACGCGAGCUGGGCGCGGAUUCUGGACUGCGGGGAUAUUCCCGUAGUGCCGGUAGACAAUGCGGUGGCGGUGAAACAGAUGACAGCUGCGUUCACAGAGCUGGGGGAGCGGGCCCCGUCUUCACCUUCCCUACACGCGCGCCCUAAGCUCGUCACACUGGGCGGUGAUCACAGCCUAUCCCUACCGGCGCUGCGGGCGGCGUUUGCAGCCCACGGUCCGCUGCGCGUGCUCCAUUUCGAUGCGCACCUGGAUACCUGGCAUCCGGCCAAAUACCCUAGCUACUGGGCCUCGGAGCAGUCACGCUUUACACACGGUUCGAUGUUUUACCUGGCCGGGGAAGAGGGUCUGAUAGCAAAUGGAACGGAGUCCGCAAGUGUGCAUGCUGGGUUACGGACACGACUGUCCGGCUUAGAAGACUACGAAGAUGACGACGCGCAGAACUGGGUGCGUAUUAGUGCGGAUGAUGUCGAUGAUCUGGGGACAAAGGGGAUUGUAGAGAGUAUCAUGGGGACGCUGGGAACGGAGGACCCGGUCUACUUAUCGGUUGAUAUCGACGUGUUAGAUCCAGCGUUUGCACCGGGGACGGGAACGCCGGAGCCGGGAGGGUGGACUACGCGGGAACUAAUCCGGAUACUAAGGGGAAUUGAGGGGUUGAAUCUUGUGGGAGCGGAUGUGGUGGAGGUUGCGCCGGCGUAUCAGGGGGUUGGAGAAGAGACGGCGCUAGCGGCGGCACAGGUUGUUUUUGAGAUACUAAGUAGUAUGGUUAAGAGGGGGUUGAAGGAGAUGGGGAAGACGGGGGCGAGUUUAGAGAGGGACGGCGAUAGAGAUGAGUUAUAG